AUGAGAUCUGAUUUUAAAUUCUCCAAUCUUUUGGCAACAGUUUAUCGACAAGGAAAUCUUGUUUUCACUGAAGAUGGAAAGACUCUAUUAAGUCCUGUUGGAAAUAGAGUUUCUGUUUUUGAUUUGAUAAAUAAUGCUUUCUUCACCUUUGAGUAUCAGCAUCGAAAAAAUAUUUCCAGAAUAGCAUUGAAUAAACAAUCAACCUUAUUGCUAUCUGUUGAUCAAGAUGGAAGAGCUAUUUUGGUUAAUUUCAAGUCGAGAACAGUUCUACAUCAUUUUAAUUUUAAGAAUUCAAUUCAGGAUUUAAAAUUUUCUCCAGAUGGUCAUUAUUUCGCUGUUGCAGUUGGCAGACUUAUUCAAGUAUGGAAAACUCCAGAUAUAAAUGAAGAUCGUCAAUUUGCUCCUUUUGUUCGUCACAGAGUUUACGCUGGUCAUUACAAUGAUAUAUUAUCCAUAACAUGGUCCAAUGAUUCCAGGUUUUUUCUAACAACAUCAAAAGAUAUGACAAGUAGAAUAUAUUCUUUGCAUUCUGAAGACAAAAAAGCAGCAAUAACCUUGUCUGGCCACAGAGAUUAUGUGAUUGGUGCUUUUUUUGAUAAGAAUCAAGAAAUUAUAUACACCAUCAGUAAAGAUGGUGCGCUUUUAAAAUGGGAAUAUACUGCCAAACCAAGUGAUGAGUCAAAUUAUACAGAAGAUGAAGAUGAAGUUGAAGAUGAAGAUGAGCAUAAUAGCGGUGAUUUAACCAAUAAAAAAAUGAAUUGGAGAAUAACAUCGAAAAAUUACUUUUUUUCUGAUUCUAAAGUAAAAUGUGCAACUUAUCAUUCUCAAUCGGAUAUAUUGGUUGUCGGUUUUAAAACUGGUGAAUUUAGGAUAUACGAAGCAUCUGAAUUCAUUUUGAUACAGCAGCUUUCUAUGGGUCAAAAUGCAAUAAAUAGUGUCAAUGUAAAUUCUUCUGGUGAAUGGCUAGCAUUUGGUUCUUCCACAUUAGGUCAGCUAUUGGUUUAUGAGUGGAAGUCUGAAUCUUAUGUAUUAAAACAGCAAGGCCACUUUGAUUCAAUGAAUUGUGUUUGUUAUUCUCAUGAUGGGUCAAAACUUGCAACAGCUUCAGAUGAUGGCAAAAUCAAAAUAUGGGAUGUUCAAUCGGGGUUUUGCCUAAAUACUUUUAGUGAACAUACUAGUGCUGUUACUCAAAUUCAAUUCAGUAAAAAAGGAAAUGUCCUCUUUUCGUCUUCUUUAGAUGGAACUGUUAGAGCAUGGGAUAUUAUUCGUUACAGAAACUUUAGAACCUUCACCACCAAUGAUAGAGUUAAAUUCACAUCAUUAGCUGUUGAUCCCUCUGGAGAAGUUGUUUGUGCUGCCUCCGAAGAUACAUAUGAAAUAUAUGUUUGGUCAGUACAAACAUCCCAAAUAUUGGAAACUUUAGCAGGUCAUGAAGGUCCUGUGUCAUACUUAGCAUUUGGAAGUGAGAAUUCUUCUGUUUUAGUGAGUGCAAGUUGGGAUAAGACUAUAAGAAUUUGGAAUAUAUUUUCGAGAUCUCAACAAGUUGAGCCUUUUCAACUAUAUGCUGAUGUACUAGCAUUAGCCAUGAGACCUGAUUCUAAACAGGUUGCAGUUUCCACAAUUGAUGGCCAAAUAUCUUUUUGGGAUAUUGAAAAUGCAAAACAAGUUGGAAAUAUUGAUAUUAAGAAUGACGUUAUUAGUGGGAGAUAUCUUGAAGAUAGGUUCAAUUCUAAAAAUUCUGCUAGAUCCAAGUAUUUUUCAACAAUAAACUACUCAUUUGAUGGGUCAGCUUUAGUGGCUGGCGGAAUAAACAAUUCAAUAUGUUUAUAUGAUAUUAAUAAUGGGGUUUUAUUAAGACGAUUCAAAGUUUCUGAAAAUAUGAGUUUAAACGGUACUUUGAAGAUGCUUAAUAGUAGUAAAAUAACAGAAGCUGGAAUCAGUAUUGACUUGAUUGAUAGAGAUGGUGAAAAUUCAGAUUUGGAUGACAGAAUAGAUAAUGCUUUGCCCGGAUCCUCAAGAGGAGGUGCAGAUCCAUCACUAAGAAAUGUUCGACCUGAAAUUAGAGUGAUGUCUAUUCAAUUUUCUCCUACCUCUAGUUCUUUUGCUGCUGCUUCAACUGAGGGAUUACUUAUUUACUCAAUUGAUUCCAAGGUUAUAUUUGAUCCUUUUGAUUUAGAUAUUAAUAUUACGUCGACUGAAAUAUUGAAACAGUUGAACGACAAAAAGUUUUUAAUCGCUCUAGUAAUGGCAAUUCGUUUAAACGAAAACCACUUGAUAUUAAAGGUUUUUGAACACAUUCCAUUUAGUGAUAUCAGAUUAAUAUUGCAAGAUUUUCCUGAAAUAUAUCUUCCUAAGUUACUAAAAUUUUUAUCAGAGUUCACAAUUGAUUCUCAGCAUAUUGAAUUUAACUUGACAUGGUUGGUGGAAAUACUCAAUAUUUAUGGCAAAUUCAUUCACAACAAUAAGUCUAAAUAUCAAAGCUCGUUGAGAUUGAUUCAAAGGUAUAUUGAAAGGACUGCGAGAAAAAUAGUAGAAACAUCUAAAAGAAGCCAAUAUUUAUAUGAAUUUAUUAGAACAACCAAAUAUAAUAAGGAUACAAUCAAAUUAAAAGAAGAUGCCUUUAAUUAUGAUGGAACCGCUGAUGAUGAAUCUAUCCACAGUGUAAAUGAAAGUGAUGAGGAAGGUGAAUGGCUUGGUCCUGAAUUAAAUGCAAAAGCCAAUAAAAAUUAUUUUUCUAACCUUGAUUCAGAUAGUGAAUAA
Messenger RNA from Ascoidea rubescens DSM 1968, 2760 nucleotides. RefSeq names its product snoRNA-binding rRNA-processing protein PWP2 (gene PWP2). Lineage: Eukaryota; Fungi; Ascomycota; Saccharomycetes; Ascoideales; Ascoideaceae. The transcript has 2 exons. Gene Ontology annotation, molecular function: protein binding. Bases 1 to 2760 code for a protein of 919 amino acids. The record is from RefSeq and is a predicted model, not a curated record. Gene Ontology annotation, cellular component: small-subunit processome; Pwp2p-containing subcomplex of 90S preribosome. Gene Ontology annotation, biological process: maturation of SSU-rRNA from tricistronic rRNA transcript (SSU-rRNA, 5.8S rRNA, LSU-rRNA); ribosomal small subunit assembly.